Messenger RNA from Megachile rotundata (alfalfa leafcutting bee), 6647 nucleotides. RefSeq names its product bridge-like lipid transfer protein family member hobbit (gene hob). Lineage: Eukaryota; Metazoa; Arthropoda; Insecta; Hymenoptera; Megachilidae. The record is from RefSeq and is a predicted model, not a curated record.
UCGUUUAUAGACCGUAUCGUGCAACCUUCGCGCCAUCGCGAUACGCGGUGAAGCGCGGAAUGUAAAGAAGUUGGAGGGAGUAUUCUGAAUUUAGUUCAGAUGCGCGAAACAAGUAUAUUCUUCCGUGGAAUGAUACGUAAUACGUUUCGAUAAUUCAACGCGACCGAAGCGUAGUUGACCCGGUUGACCCGUGAUUUUGUCGUACCUGUCAGAUAAAAAGUGUUUCGGUUCUCCGUGAUGAUCUUUCGUGUCAUCGAAUGAUUGUAUUUGCAUUUCUCUCGCGCUAUGUAAAUUCGCAAAAAUGACUGGCUUAAUUGCUUUCUGUGCAAUUUGUUUUGUUCUCUAUUGUAGUUUUACUUGGGUGAUCCCGAGAUUUUUAGCAUGGUUGGUCAAGAGACGUUACAAAAUUUAUUUACGAGUUGGACAUAUUUCGUUACCGUAUUUUAUACUUCGGGACGUAAACGUUUCUAAAAAUGGGUUCACUCUGCAAGUCGAGGAAAUCAGUAUACGCAGCAGUCUCUUUAGCAGCGAUGUUGCAAAGUUAUUGGCAGUGAUCAUGAAAGAUGUACGAGUCAACAAGGAUGUUCCAGUGGAAUCGAUGCAUGUAGCAAAGAAACAGACCAAGUUAAUGGAUUUUCGAAACAAGAAAAUUCCACCUAUAAUUAUAACUUUUGUACAAUUUAUGGCUGUGCACGUAGAAAAUUUAAGCCUUUUAAUUUUGGGUAAUGGUUGGUUGGCAAAUGGAAGUGCAGAAACCCUUACUUUGGAUGGUAGCACUGUCCAUGGAGCUCGUACCCUUCUUGCAUCUGCUGCUGUUAUAGGUGGUGCUAUGAAAUUGUUGAGACAUGCAUCAGAUGCGUGUCUUUCACAAAUAUCUUUUGCUGGAACAGCAGAAGCCACCUUGAAAGCACAAGAAGAGCUUUCUGUGGAGAAAUUGUACAUCGGAAUAACGCAGACAGAGGGUUCUGGAGGAGCAGGUCUCGUUACCUUCUUCAAAGACAGAAGUUCGUUAACCACUGCAUCUUCGUAUUCGGAUGCGCACGUUGAUUCAUCGAACGAUUUACUGGCUCGAUUGGCACCGAUCGUACCUAAGGAUUUUCUGUUGAAAAUCGGUAAUUCUUCCGUAAUCACGGGUGGAGAAGAUGGUGUGGUAGUUGGUUUAGAAGGCGUCAUGAAGGGCCUUCAGGUCAGCACAAAAUUUCAACCGUGUGGUCCACAAUUAAAUCUUACUUUGAACUUGGAUGGUCUAUCAGUUCGUAGUAAAUUUCCUGUUUUAACGUUACGGUCGUUAGUAAUAAAUGCGAAGGUAGAACAAGAUAUUUUACAAAUUGCUACGCAAGUUAAUAGUCUUUCUGUGAUUUACGACCAUAAAGACUGGGAGACUGUAUUAUGCACUACUGAUAAUGAAGUUCCAAGAUCUAUGGGCAGCAUGACAUUCAAAAAUAAAUUGCCAUGGUCGGAUAUAAGAGUGAACACUGAGCUGUACGAUUCGUCCUUAUGCGUCAAGUUAUUAGACGUUCACGAAGCUUCAUGUGGAGUAGCUCAUAUGAAAUUUUCUAUAAACACGCUUACAGAAACCAUCGAUGGUUGGAAUACAGAGUUAGUAGUGGAAUCGUUGUAUUGUACCUUAAAUGGAAGUAACACCGUUAGUUUGGAAACGUCUCAUCAAUGGGGAACACCUUUAUCGGUUGGAGUAUUAUUAGCUACGACGCGUACCAAUGCCAUAGGGAUUGCCGUUGAUACCCUCGUAACUGAAUGGAGCCUAGAACUUGCCAGAUUUCUUGAAGAGGCUUACAAAUGUUGUCAAAAGUAUAGCAGAAGAACUGAAACGACGAAGAGGACCAAAGAUUCGGACAGCGUUGCUCAAUUAAAUUUGAAGAUUACGAACUGUAAUUUAUUCUUUAUUGCAGAAAAUAAUUUAUCUGUUAUGGUGCGUUUGGAUACUGCAAACGUAGAACACAGUGCGAAGCGGUUAGUGGCUGUAACAGAGGGUGUAAGCGCAAUAACGUUGAACAAAAAUGAACCGAUCAUUUGCCAACACGCACAAGCGUUAGCACAUCCUUUCCUAGCUAUAAGAAAAUGCAAAGGUGCUGUCACUUCUGAGACUAUAAAUAUUAGUUUGGAUGGUACUAGUUUGGCGUGGAGUCCAAAUUUGCAUCUGCGACUGUUGCAACUUUGGUUAGAGUCUGCAGACUUCAGAUCCAUCAUAGGUCAGGAUGCAUCGACGAUCAAUAUUCAAGACAAAGCAAUGGAAAAGCAGAAGCGAACAAUAGAUAUCCUGGCCACAAACGGAAUCAGUCUAUCCAUAGAUAUCUCCCCGAAACACUUUUUGGAACUUUCGUCAGAUCAGUUGCGUUGGUCGCAAGGAGAGUGGAAGCUGAAUUACGUGCGCGUUACCUUGGACAUGGCCGACAUAAUCAUGAUCGAAGGUUUUGAAUUGAUUCAAGUGUUCGAUAACAUGGAAGUGCGGUUAGAAAGACAGAGCAAUGAAGGGUUCGUUUUGGACUGGAAUCGGACUUGGAUGCUCAACAUCGAAUCGGUGAAAGCUUGUUUCCCGUACGAACAUCAGUUUACGGACGCGAUUCAAAAUGAACUGUUCAGUAUAAGGAAGUGGUUGAAGGAAAUCCAUUCGGACUCGAGCGGAAGAAAAGAAAAACCCUUACCCUGCGAUUUGAUUAUAAAGAUCAAAGUGUGGGUAUUUGAGGUGAGCGACGACCCGUUCGAAGUACGCUUGAGGGAUAAUUACGAACUAUUGGAGGACGAGUACAAGGAAAGUUUGAAACGGCAAGCGAUGCUCGAUGCGAAAGUACAGGAACUUUGUCGAACACACUUGUUACUUCCCCAGGGGAAAGUCGAAGAACUGUACGCCAGUUUGAACAAGAAAAACGCCGAGAUUUACGUACAAAGAUGGAAGCAAAUGCAACGCGCCGGUCCCGCUAGAACACGACUGUUCGCCUGGUCUAUGUUGGACAUCGAAAUAUUGGCCUUGGCUGAUCCAUCGAUCGACGGAACAGAGAACGCGACGAAGGCUCUUCGAGAAAUGGACGCAGAGACUCCUUGGCCCGAGGAUGGUUUGGAGUUCAGCGCGCUCUGGGUCAGAGGAAUUAGCCUGAAGUGCGCCGAAUGGAAGCUGCAGUUACGAGACUUCCCGCAACCCUUGCUGCUGGUUGAAAGUUUAAGCGUAUGGGGAAGACUGGCCGGCGCCGAAGCUCUGGCACCACCGAGAGCCAGGCGGACGGUCAGAAUCGAAAUCGGUGCACCUUGGGAGGACAUUGUGGUAGAAAGAGGCAUGACCUCGCUGAAGUACUAUCACGAUCUGAAUUGGGACAUCGACAAAUUCCGAUACGCGUUUGGUCCCUGUUGGGAGCCGGUAGUAGCGCAAUGUAAUCUCAGCUUCGAGAAGAUACUACACCCUUCAAGAGACCCGAGUCCUCCAUUACCGUUCUGGGAUAAGAUGCGAUUGGCUCUGCACGGAAGACUAACACUUUGCGUGAAGCAGCUGACAGUCUUAUUACACGGUUCCUUGGAUCCGUAUAACACCACGGAAGAGAUGGAGCUCACAUGGACCGGGCUGGAACUCGAUUGGACUCAAGGAAGAAUCAUCGUGAAAGGAGACUUAGACGUUUAUGUUCGCACGGCCAGCAAAUACGACGACUGCAGGUUACUGCAUUUACCGAACGUUCGUUUAAGCAUUAAAUUAGCGUGGGUUUGUUUAGGAGACCCGAGAGAUCAUCAUGCUGCUAUACCUUGUGCCCCGGAUCGAUUGCCCGAGUACUCCAGUAAUCAGGAACACGAUUCAUUCAGAGCGUUUCGUUCGCAGAAUCUAAACGUCAGCCUUUCACUCGAAACAAAACCAACCGGGUCUCCGGCUUUAGCGAGUGCCCCAACGGCGUUACUUUACGGCAGUACCCUAAGGUGGUUUGAAAAUCUGAAAUUCAUCUUAUCGGGAGCGACCAGACCGACCAGGAAGGGACCGCUGUUCAAAAACAUCCGGCCUAGGAGAAAGCAGCUCAGCAGACAUUACAGAAAAGUACGGCUAACUCUGGCGUUUCAUCGGUUCCACGUUAGUUACUGGAUGUCGUUCGCGAUGCAGCGAGGUUUCGAGGUAACCGGCGGUAGAGUGGCAUGCAGUAGCGAACAUAAUUUAUUCUUGCAUCCGAUCGGCGACGGUUUGAUACACCGACCGCGAGCGGAAUGGUCAGUGGUGUACAUGAACUGCGAGCUAAGCGACGCGGAGAUCUGGUUGAAAAGCGCGUUGCAAGAAGACAAGGAAAGCACUUCAUUGCGGCAACCUGUUGAAAAAUGUUACUGUUUGAGUGUAGCCAGGGUCAGUUACGGAAGAGAGGCCAUGGUGGUUGGAGUGAGUGGAGACACCCCCACACACAGGCUGGCCGUGCACGACCUCAAAGGAGCCUGGACAAAAACGAACAGAGACGUGGCGUUCGCGUUGUUUGAUUCCUUCAUAAAGACUCAACAGCUAAAGAAGAAUCUCUCCACCGCUGCUCUGAAAGGCUUCCACAGGGAAAGCUCCUCGUCGCACAAGAAUCACCGAACUAGAGCCGUUGAAGUACAAAACGCGACGACGCAGAUCAAUUCGACGUCCGCGACGAAACCGCAGCAAGGAGAGGCUGUUGGGAUGCUGCAGAGAUUAAUAGCGGAAGCUGCGAACAAACCUGUAGCGUUCAGCGAUGACCUCUCGGUACAAACGAGGGGUCAGCAACUGCGUGGUUUAGCAGCUUGUCAUCAGGACGACGUGUUGCAUAAAAAUUGGCUAAUCGCUUUGGUGAACAGUCAGGUGUUACUGAAAGGUAUCGAGACGAGAGGAUACGUCAUCUUAUCGGCAGCUAAAGCCGAGAUCUUACAAAGGGUCCAUCAACCUGUAUGGAAAGAAAGAACCUUAGUGUCGAAGACAACGUGGGUCGGGUCGCUGGAGUGCAUGCAAUAUUAUGCGACCGUCAGCGCCAACAUCGACGAGAAUAUCGACGACAAUAUAAUGUGGUUGACUUUGGAUAAUAUACAAGAGAAGGACUCGACGGUGAUAGCUGGCUUGCCGGAUGUACCGGCGCUGGUAGGUUCCGGUCAGAGCGUCGGGGGAGUAGUGAGCCAAACCGUUGGAGGUGGCGGUGGUCCUCAGCAUCAGCUGCAACGAAUCGUUUCGAGAUGUAAAUGCGAGUUCUUCUACGUCGGCUAUGGCCAAGCUUUAGAUGUUGGAUCGAUUGAUCAAGUUCCUCCGCCUCCGAGAGAAGAAGUCAGUCCGUGGGAGAGGAAGGAACUAUCGGCGGCUGACGCAUUUACCUUGAUGCAUCACGAUUUGGACGUGUGUACUAACUCGUUGCAGUAUGCUAUGAUCCUGGACAUCGUGAAUAACUUGCUGCUGUAUGUAGAACCGAGACGAAAAGAAGCGUCGGAAAGGUUACAGAGAAUGAGAUUUCAGUUGCAAUUGCAUUCGGUCGAGGAUCAAAAACGACCUAUUCAACAACUACAGAAUACCGUGCGCGGCUUAGUAGCGAAAUUAAGGAGACUGGAACGUGAAACCUACUUGGUGCAAAAGGCUCUCGCUGAAGAAUCUGGUCCUGAAUUGCUCGCCGAAAUGGAGCGACUCGAAGCGAGAGUUUUCGAAUGCAAAGAACAACUUGCCGCAAAGGCGGAAGAACUCGACGUGAUGUUAAGCUGUUACAAAGAAACGACUGCUCCAACAACGGCCUCUACCACGUUGAAAGAUAAACCGGCUGCGGUCGCCAGAGUCGCUGAAAUCUGCUUCAAACACGCGCAGUGGCGAUUGACGGAUGCAGACGGUCAGCUGGGUAUUGCUGAUCUUAUUUUGACUAACUUCUUGUACACUAAAACCAGCAAGACCGACGACUCCGUCGAACAUCUCCUCGAGUUAGGAUACGUUAGGAUGACUAAUUUAUUACCGAAUCAAGCCUAUACAGAAGUACUGACGCCUACAGAGUUACAAAGUAAUAUGCCUGUUGAUAGGCAAAGAGCUCUCCGAGUUUUUUGUAGGGAGAAGGCACCGGUUGCUGGGAUAUCAGUGAAAGAACAUUUUGAAAUUAACGUAGUUCCUUUAACGAUAGGACUAACAAAAAAAUUUUUCAAUACGAUGCUUAAGUUCUGUUUUCCUGAGAGGGAUCCUGAAGGAAUAGAGGAACCACCAGCACCACAACGGGAUUCUUCUUUCUACGUACCCAUCGAAAGGAGAGACGACGUAGAAAAGAUGAAAGAAAGGGCAGAUAAAAAUAAGUUGUUCAUAUACAUUAAAAUACCGGAAGUACCCGUUCGCGUAUCUUACAAGGGAAAUAAAGAAAAAAAUUUGGAAGAUGUCCGUGACUUUGCUCUGGUAAUACCUACAUUGGAGUAUCAUAACGUCACUUGGACAUGGCUGGAUCUUCUCUUAGCAAUGAAAAGUGAUUCUAGGCGAGUGAUAUUGAGUCAAGCUAUUAAACAGAAAUUACAGAUCAAGCCUAGAGGUCCGCAGGAAGAAUCAGCUCCGCAAGAGGAAGAUAAAGCUCGACUUCUGUUAGGUGCAAGACAUUUACCGGGUGACGCGAGAAAAAAAGCUGAGAAAAACUUGACGUAACACUGCCACCUUCACGAUUGUGCUAACCUAACCUUUCUUGACGUUAGGGACAAGCGUAGCACUCGAU